CAGAUAUCUUUGAAAGGGCUACAUUUUGGUGUUUCACCCAAACAUCUGCUAAUUUUGAUUGAUCGUUGAAAUUUGUAUAUACCAUUGUGUUUUGUUAUAACUGGGAUUUAAUUCUACAUCAGGGAUGGACGUACCUAUUCAUAAUCCAAUAAUUCCCUAUGUAGGGGCUAUAGUUGGUGGGAUGUAUUCUGGUCAACUGGUAAGGGUACACGGUGUGUCACAUCCAAUGGCUCAUUGCUUUGCAAUAAACCUUCAGUGUGGCCCUAAUGUAAAUCCACGAGAUGAUGUAGCACUACACUUGAGCCCAAUAUUUUCUCCUCCUCCACGCAUUGUUCGCAAUUCCAUCCAGUCACAGCAGUGGGGAGUAGAAGAAAGCCAUGGACCAUGCUUCCCAUUUUCUCCUGGUCAAGGAUUUGAAAUUCUAAUUAUAGCAGAAGCUGGAUGUUUCAAGUUUCAGAUGAAACACAAGAAGCUCAAGAAACUCUACAAACAUAAACAUAAGAAAGGUUGGCAUGGAAAAAGCAGCAGUAGUAGUAGCAGCAGCAGCAGCAGCAGUAGCAGUAGUUCCAGUGAAUAGGAAUAAGCACUAUAUAAAGCAAGCGCUAAUUUCUCUUGAAUUUUUCCUGCAAAUAAUAUAUUUUAGAGGAAAACAAAAAAGAGCUACAUUUUUUUCCUAUUGUCAUUUGUAUUUUCUUAAAGCACAGAAGUAUUUACCUUUUUUGGGGCAUCAGCUAUAACUUGCUUAAACUCUGAAUUAUUCUGUUUUGUUUUUACAGUGCAUAAAAUGACUUGUGUAAUGGCCUGUUAUGUCACUUCAGUUAAAACUAUUAUGAUUUUCAAGUUAAUAUCUGAUCAUACUGUGCUGAAAACAGCCUGAUCUACUAACUUGACUCAAAAUUAGACUAGUUUCCAUUAAUAAGAGUGGCCUAAAUUAUUACUUUAAAUUCAGAUUAAUAAAAUCUACAUAUCUCUGAAAUUAACAUGGCCAUUUUCAUUUAAAAAUCAGCAUAAUUUAUUAAAUUGAUUUUUGACUGGUUUCAGUUAAAACGACCACAUGAUGUUUUGAAUUAGCUUCGUACUGGUUUGAUAUAAAACCAGCAAUACUUAGUUAACAUCAAGCUCCCUUUAGCUGAAACUAGAAUGGAAUAGUAAAAUUAAAUUCAUAUGCAUUAAUGAAGACAUUUCAGAUGAAUUUCUUGAAAAGACUGCAUUGUGGGCUGUUUAUCUGAUCUUAGUAUGGGAUACCACAGUAGAUUCAUCUACAUGCAAAAUUGUCAUUGCUCUGAAGAUGUUAAUUGUUGUUCACAGUUUAAAUAUCAAUGUUCUAAUUCAUUAGGAAUGUAAAAUUAGUAGCUUAAACUAUUAAAUUUUUAAAAAUAAAAUAAAGUAUAUAUAUAUAUAUCUAUAUAUAUGUUUUAUUGUAAAUUUAAGAAGAUAUAAAACCUUUUUGAGUAUUUAUGUAGUGCCUUAGUAUAUGUUGUUAUUCAAUGUUGCAAAGAAUAAUGCCUAGUAGUUAGUUGCAGAUAGAAAUUUUGAUUUAUGGGUAAAUACAGUAAAGAGAAAGUUCAUCAGUUCAUCUGCUAAUGAAUCCGUUUUUUUUGGGGGGGGGGUAAGUUAAGACAGAUAUUGCUUGCUUUCAAUAAUUUCAAGAUCAAUAAUAUUUGUAAAAACAUUAUUCCUCUGAAUAUUUUCUGAAAUGCUGUUUGGAUGGUUGAUUAUGAUGUAAUGUUCCUGUUGCACUAGUUCAUUUCUGAUAAAAGGCAUUUCAUUUUAUUUCCAGAUAAUGUAUGUAAUUAUUUUACCAUAAAGAUGAAUGUGCUAGUUUUAUUAUUUUUGGUUGAUUCUUGUAACCGAAUUUUAUGUAGGCAUACAUUUUUUUCUGUAUACUGUUAUUUUCUUGUAUUCUUGGUAGAUCUGAAAACUCAUCAGCAUUCUUAAUAUUUUAAAUAGAAUAAAGCAAUAUUGUAAUCAUUGACAUACCCAGGUGCAUUGUUUAUUUUACCUCAAAGUUAACCAAUAAUAUUAAUUGUAAUUUAUAACUAUCAGGAAAAUAUAGAGCUUUAAAAUAUGUCAGUGUAUCUCAUUUAAACAUUUACAACAGAUGGUGAUUAUAUAAUCUCAACACUUAGGUUAAAAAAAAUAAAAGAUACAUGCACACCUCGUCAAUAUGCAUGAAUUGUUUUAUAUCUGGUUAUCAGUAAUGGCAAACAUAUUCUUGUAACAUUCAUGUAGAUUUAAAACCAAAGAAAUAUUAAAAUUUAUUGUUCUGAGAAGUUUAACAUUCAACAAUAGUAUUAAUCCCAAUAAUUAAUAGUAAGUUUAAAAACAAAUGUUUAUUCAAACUAUGUCACUUGGUUUGAAUAUUUUUACAGUUGCUACCAGUAGUAAAGAUAUUCCAAUACCCAGGUAAACGUAAAAAAGAAAGAAAGUCAGAUUUUAAAAUGGUUUUGGUAAAUGUGUUGUGCAUGUGUGGUUUGUGUUAUGCUUACCACUUAUGAUAAUUGUACAUUUUGAACAUGCAAUAAAACUAAUACAAAAGGAUAUUGUAAAUCAUGACAGUGUAUGUAAUUCAUACAUGUGUAUUGUGUACGUGUCAUAGGAAUAAUAUAUAUAUAUAUUUAUAUAUUUAUAAUUUCCAGUUUAAACUACACAUUCAACUGUACAAUGCUAGUUGCCUUCUUUAUGGUUCCUUUAAUGUUCUUGACAAUAUGAAAAAAAGCUUUUAUUUUAUCCCAUGUGUAUAAUACUUUGCAACAUUUGUGAACAACAUUCAAUUAUUGAUAUAAUUAUUAAAAAUUAUUUAUCGGUAUUCUUUUCAGUAUUUUGAAUGGAAAGCGUUAUGUAGUAAUUGACAUACCCAAAUGCAUAGUUUAUUUGAAAUUGAAAUUAACACUAUAUAUAUGAUUUACUUUCAGGAAAGAGAUAUAUAUAUAAAACAUUUCAGUUGUUAAAAACAACUAUCUUGAAUUUAAAUCUCUAGUGUUGAAAGUUACAUUACAAUAUAUUCAGAAGGGUUAGUGUUAAAAUGAAUAUUUUAAGUGAAUAAGGAAUUCUUCACAAGGACGUAGUUGUAGCCUAAACCAACGAAUAUAAUGUAAUAAAUUUCACUUUAUAAACAGAA
This is a messenger RNA of Limulus polyphemus (Atlantic horseshoe crab), 3121 nucleotides long. RefSeq names its product galectin-9-like. Gene Ontology annotation, molecular function: galactoside binding; carbohydrate binding. The transcript has 4 exons. The coding region runs from base 125 to 577 and encodes 150 amino acids. The record is from RefSeq and is a predicted model, not a curated record. NCBI's taxonomy places the organism in Eukaryota, Metazoa, Arthropoda, Merostomata, Xiphosura, Limulidae.